This is a messenger RNA of Pygocentrus nattereri (red-bellied piranha), 3149 nucleotides long. It is a transcript of the gene prune2, whose product is annotated as prune homolog 2 with BCH domain. The coding region runs from base 198 to 1184 and encodes 328 amino acids. Gene Ontology annotation, cellular component: cytoplasm. The transcript has 11 exons. NCBI's taxonomy places the organism in Eukaryota, Metazoa, Chordata, Actinopteri, Characiformes, Serrasalmidae. Gene Ontology annotation, biological process: apoptotic process. The record is from RefSeq and is a predicted model, not a curated record.
UGCUGGAGAGAGUCACAUGACCACAAAAUGGUGGAGGCUGUCGGCAGUGGAUGAGCUGAGCAUCUCUGUGGCUGCGCACGGAGACAGAGGCAAGAGCAGAACGCUAACACGCACCAGUUAUCUAAAGCCGGGUACAGAAAAGAGAGAGAGAAAGAGGAGCGUGAAUCAGCAGUGAUCCCCCACCUGGUGAUGUGGGGAUGGAGCAGCCUCCUGAACACAAGAUGAGCUCAGAGGGGGCAGAAGGCAGACCAGCCCCUCCCACCUCUCUGCCUCUGCAGGGGGACGGGGGUGGUGUGGUCUCUCAAAGGAAAAAACUCUCAGCCCCUCGUAUCAGCCUCUCGCUGGACCAAAGCGAAGAUGACCUUUUCGACACACCUGAUGACCUGGACAUUAAUGUUGAUGAUUUGGACACACCAGAUGAAGCUGACUUCCUAGACUAUACUGACCAUGAGAUGGAUUGGGAAGAGCCUAAGGCACCCCAAAGAGCAUCAGUGAAGGAGGCGUGUGAACCAAUCCCUACAUGUAGUGCUGAAGAGGAGCGUCAGGAGUCCAAACUCUGGAGGACAGUAAUCAUUGGUGAACAGGAGCACCGAAUCAACAUGAAGUGCAUCGAACCUUACCAAAAAGUCAUCUCCCAUGGAGGCUACUAUGGGAAUGGUGUGAAUGCCAUCAUUGUGUUUGCUGCUUGCUUCCUUCCGGACAGUGAUAGAGAGGACUACCAUGAAAUAAUGGAGAACCUCUUUCUGUAUGUGAUCAGCACAUUGGAGCUGAUGGUGGCAGAGGACUACAUGAUUGUUUACCUGAAUGGAGCCACUCCUCACCGUAGGAUGCCUGGCCUCGGCUGGCUUAAGAAGUGCUACCAGAUGAUUGACAGGAGGCUAAGGAAGAACUUGAAAUCCUUUAUUAUUGUUCACCCUUCCUGGUUUAUCAGAACUGUUCUAGCCAUCACUAGACCCUUUAUCAGUUCUAAGUUCAGUAGCAAGAUUAGAUAUGUGAACAAUUUAGCAGAGCUGGAAGAUCUUAUCCCUAUGGACUAUGUCCAUAUUCCUGAAAGCAUCAUCAAACUUGAUGAGGAGUUACGAGAAGCAGCAGAGAAUUCCAAGAUCAACAGCUUUCUCCAAGGACCCGAGGUGCCACCAGAAGAACCUAUAGCUCAACCCAGUGUAAGCAGUUCUGAAGCCUAGGUAGAAAUGGAGAAAUGCAUGGCCAGUGUGUGUAUAUAACAGAGGUCACGUGGAAUAUUUGAAGCUGGAUUCUACACAUCUGAUGUGUUUCUGCUUUAAUCUCUCCUGGCACUUGGAUCUGUACACCACCAACACAGAGUUCCUAUCACACAUCAGUUCUUUGGAAAUCACUGCUCCUCUCACAGUAUAACUAGUGUAGACCAGUACAACCCUUAAACCACCAUAAACAACAUUUCUCAGCUGGACCAAGGAUUUCACUAAUGUUCUUAUUUGUAUGUUCUGGCAAUACAUUUUCUUCUAGUUCAUUGAGGUAUGCAUGAGAAGCAUUCAAGCAAUAAUGUACAUGUCACUAAAGCACAUAAUGUAUCAUGUACACUUGCAAGUCUUCUUACAAUAAUUAGCUAGAUUGGUAGCAUAAGGACAACACCUCCUUUAGCCUAAGACAACUUCCCACGCUACAUAUAUAUGUUUUAAAGUGCAGGUGUCAUUUUGCCAUGCAUAUUUUAAAAGUCUGACAAAAGACAAGGGGAUUACUAGGGCUGGGACCUCUUAUUGAUGUAUCAAUAAUUCAGCCCCUCCAAGAAAAACAUGCAUUUAUCAUUCCACCCUUUUUUUGAAUUAUCGGUUAUUUUGUUUCCUGUUUUCCGUUGUACAUUUUACAUUAAAAAGCCAAACUAUGAUUUAUUAUGUUUUAGUGGCCUCUUUAAAUACAGAGUAUCAUACAAUGUCAUACCGUGCUUAUAUAAUUUUUACAAAAAAAAGUCAUGUUAUCGAAAAUAUGAAUUUAAGAAUACAAUAAAAAAAAUUCUUUCCAUUUUGUCUGUGUAAGCACUGUGGCCAGCAUUUUAUUAUUUGAAAUCCCAGUCCAGUGAGUUGUCCUGUAUGCUAUGACAUGAAUGUCAUGCUUGUGUGCAGCUAUCCAGGGAAACAUCAUUGUCAGAAACUUUUUUUCUUCUUAAUCAUAUUGUUCUUAAUUAUUUAAGGUUGAGUCAUUGUGAGAAUAUGAAUUUUACACACCGAAACCUUCACCUUAAUUCCAUUAUAGUUUUGUUUUGUUUAUUUUGUUUUGUUUUUAAACACUCACACCACAAGAAGACACAGAAGAAAAAGAAAUCCACCAGCUCAGACAGGACCUGUGCAUGUGUGUGAUGGAGCUCAAGGCUCUGCAUUAAUUUAGAGCUUGGAGCUUUAAAUAAGCAAAUAAACUGCAGUAAAUUAAACAAACAAUUGUGUACACUUUUAAUAAUGUGUUUUUCAUUUAUUAUACUCAGUUCAGUUUAAAAGAUGUUUAAAAAUCAGUCUUUAUAAUUUUUUUUCCCCAAAUUAUUAAUUUGCAUGUGUCCCAGCCCUAGUGGUUGCAAAUACAGGCACUGUCCAUAAAUAACUUGGUCUUAUGUCAUGAGUAAUCUGUUUCUCAAAAUGAGCCAGAAGCAGUGAGUGGGUUUUUUUAAAACCAAGAAAUGUCUAUCUUACUUCAAGUUACAGUGUUUGCCAUGUGUAGUGAUCAAAAUAGUCACACCAGUCAAGUGAUCUGUCAAAUUGGAGAGCAUGCAGCUUCAGGGGUUUGUCAAGUCGGUCAGCGUAGCUCCUGUGUCCACUUUUGAACACCUGUUUGUACAUUUGUGUACCUGUGUGCGUGUGAAUGAAUGUUUUGUAGAUGAGAUUGUAACUGAGUGUGUUUGCGUGGCAGUCUUAUUUGUAUGCCAUUAGGUUUCUCAUAAUGUUCUUAUAGGUGGAGCACAAAAAAAGCUGCAAAGCACAAUGUUCAGAUCCUCUGUACGUGUGCAUAUGUUGCGUGUGCGAGUGCAUGCAUGUCACUGCAUGUCUCCUAGUUGUUAAUACAUAGUCAUUCAGAAUCAAAAAAUAUUGAAUAGAUGGAUAUCUUUGACCCAGAGGCCUUCUCAGAUUGUAUUAAGAUGUUGUAAAAUAAUGCAGAAGACAUCAAUAAAUUUACCUCAAACCUUA